Molecule: messenger RNA, 990 nt
Organism: Anopheles darlingi
Lineage: Eukaryota; Metazoa; Arthropoda; Insecta; Diptera; Culicidae
Gene: Obp99c
Product: general odorant-binding protein 45
Exons: 1
Coding region: 1-990 (329 amino acids)
Biological process (GO): sensory perception of smell
Molecular function (GO): odorant binding
Source: RefSeq, a predicted model, not a curated record
AUGCUACUCGCUGUGGGUACGAGCUGGCACUCCGGAAAGGCAGAAGCAUCAUCGUCCCCGAACUGUACGACCAGUACCUUCGAUGGUGCACUGUGGGAAUGUGCCAGCCAGCUCGGUAUCUCGACGGAACGAGUGCGCACCGAGAACCACAAUCUGUUGCUCUAUACGGCCGAUCCGGAAACGGCUUGUCUGGUGCGGUGCAUCGGACUGUUGUUACGUUUCUGGGACGACGGGACCGGUCUGCGUGAGUCCACCAUUCGCCAGUACUAUCGGCCAGAUCCGGAGGACCAUUGCUAUCGUAACCGUACCCAGCGGUGCCUUCGGACGUACGAGCAGGACACCAGCUUGAAGGACGUCUGCGAGCGAGCUCAGCGGGCCUUCCUGUGCUAUCAUCAGCAGUACGGCUAUCUGCAGCAGGAGGAGCGCUUCAUUCCACUGACGGGCCACGAGAUGCGUCAGGUGCAGCAGGAUUGCCUCGACAUCCUGGGUCUCGCUCCCUCUCGGCUGACUCAGUACACCGAGGGUUACUUCCCGGAUGAUCCGGAGACGCACUGCUUCGUGCGGUGUGUCGGUUUGCGGACGAAGCUCUACAACGAUCGUACCGGUCCGAUCGUCGAACGGCUAUACAUACAGUGUGACUCGUGUGCCGACGAAAAGGCGUUCACGGAGCGCGCCAACGCAUGUAUUGCCUCGCAGCGUCAGGAAAAGCGCAGCAAAUGCGGCACCGCGUACCGUACGCUGUACCAUUGCUUCCGGGAUGAUCAGCUGGAGCUGUAUGCGGAUCAUCGGAAUGUCCAAGGCACGACGCAAAAGCCCAUCCCGGCGUCUCGUUCACCGGUAUUCUAUCCAACGAAAGUGCCAGCACAAGUUGGUUCAUCGAACAAGUUAGUACCAUUGGCUCCUCAGCGUGCUAGUAAGAAAGAGCCCAUCUUCAAGAUGAUGUUGCGGGUGUUGGAACAUCAUAACGAGAAGAAGCAACAUCACUAUUGA